AACGUGUUCUCGCAGAUCGCGUAUAAAAAUUGGCAGUGGGUUUUAUUUGUUUUCUGAUAUCAAUUAUCACAUCCGCUGCAAUCUAUCUCUUCAUCUUGAUCUUUCACUUUGGCGUGGGCAUGAAUACUAGUCCUGCAUCACAUCAUACCAAUAGACUCAAACGUCGACAAAACAUCAGCCACGAGGAGUACCCGUUGGUACCACCACAUCUAAUGAAGGAGUUGCAAGCGACCUCAGCGAAAGCCCUCGACAAGUGCAGGGCGGCAGUGGCAGAAGCGCAGAAGAAGGUACUUACUGUCAGACAGUGCAUUCUCAUUUUGUCAUGCGGUUCUCGGUUUCGCUUUGGACGACACACAAGCUCCGCGCAAGUAGAACGUACCUACUGCAUCACAAUCACAACCGAAACUCCAUUCGAAAUCAUCAGGUUGAUUCGCACAAGACGGGGGACAGUCAUAUCUCGUUUGCGGAUGACAAGGAGAUGCACGCGAUACGACCGCUUUCACCGGAGAAGGGUGUGUAUGUGUAGUAGAGAGGUGAGAACUACUCCUGCGCAUCUUUAAGGAGGGAACGAGCGCAAGGAAAGAAGCAGAAAUAAAGUAAAUUAUUUGAGCUUGAUUUUGAUGUAGCGCUCGUCUGAUGUAUGUACCACACGACUGUACCGAAAUUGAUAAUGCUUACUUCUUCUAGUUUUAGUUAGACGCCUGUACAAUGAAAUUAAGUCGGUCCAGAACCUUGUAGUUUAUGUAUAAAAAAUAGCUACUUCCCGUAGUCGAAUUCAUUCGAAGAAUUUGAGUUUCGCUAUCUCUAUGUAUGCUACUACAACUGUAAAAAGAAAAGACCACAAUUUGACAAUUGAUUGAACAGAAAAUAUAGCAGCGAGUUUAGACAACGAAAGAAGUGCAAUUCAAACAAUUCUUUACCUUUAUUUGAGUUUAUGACGAUUUCACCGAAAGUAGAACAAGAAGUUGAGAUUUCUCAACACCUCGAAAACAAUUUUUCACUAUUCAAACAAUGGGGACAUGUUGGCGUGUGAGGAAAAUGGUGUGUGGAGGAGGCCGAGGCCCCAGUUGACAAAUAAAUAGCUUGAAAAUGCUUUACUUUGUAAGCUCGACCCAAAUGUUGACCUUCAUCUCCGGUAAAAACGAAAGUUGAAAGCUAGAGCAAGGGAC
Messenger RNA from Amoebophrya sp. A120, 1169 nucleotides. NCBI's taxonomy places the organism in Eukaryota, Dinophyceae, Syndiniales, Amoebophryaceae. The record is from the annotation of a GenBank genome assembly.